Erythranthe guttata (spotted monkey flower) is the source of this 3978-nucleotide messenger RNA. RefSeq names its product Cellulose synthase family protein (gene CEV1). Gene Ontology annotation, biological process: cellulose biosynthetic process. Gene Ontology annotation, molecular function: cellulose synthase (UDP-forming) activity. Gene Ontology annotation, cellular component: membrane. The record is from RefSeq and is a predicted model, not a curated record. NCBI's taxonomy places the organism in Eukaryota, Viridiplantae, Streptophyta, Magnoliopsida, Lamiales, Phrymaceae.
AAAACAAUGAGCUUGCUCUGGGCAGCUCCCCUGUCGUAUUCUUCUCUCACACGCCAAUUUCCAUAUUCCAUUUUAUCACAAUAUAAUAACAAAAUAUAAUAAUUUAAUUUACAGGUACCUACUCAUUAACAGCUAUACAUACACGUAUAUACUUAUAUAUGUGAAUCUCUAGAGAGAGAAGAUAUAGAGAGAGAGAGAGAGUAGCCGACAGCUAGUGGCUCUACUUCUCACUCUUACCUUUCCUCACAUAUCUUGACUGCAUUUCCGAUUUGAUCGUUCAUUUUGAUCUCAAUUUUAAUCGGCGUUUUGUACGAUCUGGUUUGUAUUUGGAUCUGGUGGUGGAUCAAUCGAGUGAUUGGAUGAAAAAUUAGAGUUAAUUCGGAUUGGAGUUGAUACGGUGGCGUUUGGAUCGUGAGGAGGGAAUUUUAGUAGCUCUGGUGAUGUUAAAUAAUUGAGUGACAGCUUGUACCUAGCUGAUUGCGAAUCCGUUACUGUCGUUCAAGCUUGGUGACGAUGGAAUCUGAAGCAGAAAACAAGGGGAAGGCCUUGAAGAACAUGGGCAGCCAGGUCUGUCAGAUCUGUGGUGAUAAUGUGGGGUUGACUGCUGACGGUGAUGCAUUUGUUGCCUGUGAUGUCUGUGCAUUUCCAGUUUGCAGACCGUGCUAUGAAUACGAGAGGAAGGAUGGGAACCAGUCUUGCCCUCAAUGCAAAACCAGAUACAAGAGACACAAAGGAAGUCCUGCAAUUCAUGGUGAUGGAGAGCAGGAUGGUGUUGCUGAUGACGGUGCUGAUGAUCUCCACUUCUCUGAAAAUCAAAGUGACAAGCAGAAGAUUUCUGAGCGCAUGUUGAGCUGGCAUAUGAGUUAUGGGCGAGGAGAAGGUGCUGGCGCACCAAAGUACGAUAAGGAGGUUUCUCAUAAUCACAUUCCUCUGCUUACAAAUGGAACAGAUGUUUCUGGAGAACUGUCCGCAGCGUCACCUGGACGUCUUUCAAUGGCAUCUCCUCCUCCUGGUGGAAAACCUAGAAUUGUGGAUCCAGUGAGGGAGUUUGGAUCCCCAGGCCUAGGCAAUGUUGCCUGGAAGGAAAGAGUUGAUGGCUGGAAGAUGAAACAGGAAAAGCCUGUUAUUCCAAUGACUACUAGCCAUCCUCCUUCUGAAAGAGGAGGAGGAGGAGACAUUGAUGCGAGCACAGAUAUUCUUGUGGAUGAUGCUCUGCUGAAUGAUGAAGCCCGACAGCCUCUGUCAAGGAAGGUGUCUGUUCCAUCAUCAAGAAUUAAUCCUUACAGAAUGGUUAUUGUACUGCGACUAGUGAUUCUCUGCAUUUUCUUACACUAUCGGAUAACGAAUCCUGUACCCAAUGCAUUUGCUUUGUGGUUAAUUUCUGUGAUCUGUGAGAUUUGGUUUGCUGUAUCCUGGAUUUUGGAUCAGUUCCCAAAAUGGCUUCCCGUAAACCGUGAGACAUAUCUCGACAGGCUCUCUCUUAGAUAUGAUCGUGAAGGAGAGACAUCACAGUUAGCUGCUGUUGACAUAUUUGUCAGUACUGUUGAUCCUCUAAAGGAGCCUCCUCUUGUCACAGCCAAUACUGUUUUGUCCAUUUUAGCAGUAGACUAUCCGGUUGACAAGGUGUCGUGCUAUGUUUCUGAUGAUGGUUCUGCAAUGUUGUCAUUUGAAUCUCUAUCAGAAACAGCUGAAUUUGCAAGAAAAUGGGUCCCUUUCUGCAAAAAGUACGCUAUUGAGCCACGGGCUCCAGAGUGGUACUUUUCUCAGAAGAUUGACUACUUGAAAGAUAAAGUUCAGCCAUCCUUCGUCAAGGACCGUCGGGCUAUGAAGAGAGAAUAUGAAGAAUUUAAAAUUCGUAUCAAUGCGCUCGUCGCCAAAGCCCAAAAAGUUCCUGACGGAGGUUGGGUUAUGCAAGAUGGUACUCCAUGGCCUGGAAAUAAUAUAAGGGAUCAUCCAGGAAUGAUUCAGGUUUUCUUGGGUCAAAGUGGAGGUCUUGACAGCGAGGGGAAUGAGCUGCCACGUCUAGUAUAUGUUUCUCGUGAAAAGCGUCCAGGGUUCACACAUCACAAGAAGGCUGGUGCUAUGAAUGCACUAGUUCGUGUGUCAGCUGUUCUUACCAACGGUCCUUUCUUGUUGAAUCUCGAUUGUGAUCAUUACAUAAACAACAGCAAGGCCCUGCGUGAAGCAAUGUGCUUCUUAAUGGAUCCAAACCUUGGCAAGUAUGUGUGCUAUGUUCAGUUCCCACAGAGAUUUGACGGUAUCGAUAAGAACGAUCGAUAUGCCAAUCGCAACACUGUCUUCUUUGAUAUCAACUUGAGAGGUUUAGAUGGCAUUCAGGGCCCUGUAUACGUGGGCACUGGAUGUGUCUUCAACAGAACAGCUUUGUAUGGUUACGAACCUCCACACAAACCUAAGAAUAAGAAAACUGGAUUUUUGUCAACCUGCUUCGGUCGAUCGAGUAAGAAAAGUUCUAAAUCAAGUAAGAAGGGGUCAGAUAAAAAGAAAUCUAGCAAGUAUGCGGAUCCAACUGUUCCCAUCUUCAGCUUGGAGGAUAUAGAAGAGGGUGUCGAAGGUCCUGGAUUCGACGAUGAGAAGUCAUUGCUAAUGUCCGAAAUGAGCCUCGAGAAAAGAUUCGGACAGUCUGCAGUUUUCGUUGCAUCAACCCUAAUGGAGAACGGUGGCGUUCCCGAGUCUGCGACACCCGAGACUCUUCUGAAAGAGGCCAUUCAUGUUAUUAGUUGUGGUUAUGAAGAUAAGUCAGAAUGGGGUACUGAGAUAGGAUGGAUUUACGGUUCAGUCACAGAAGAUAUUCUCACAGGGUUUAAGAUGCACGCGCGUGGGUGGAGAUCGAUUUACUGUAUGCCGCCUAGAGCAGCCUUCAAGGGAUCAGCUCCCAUUAAUCUUUCCGAUCGUUUGAACCAAGUGCUUCGUUGGGCUUUGGGUUCCGUCGAGAUUUUAUUCAGCAGGCAUUGCCCUAUAUGGUACGGCUAUAAUGGCAGGCUAAAAUGGCUUGAGAGAUUCGCUUAUGUCAACACCACAAUUUACCCAAUCACUUCCAUUCCUCUUCUCUUCUAUUGUACCUUGCCAGCUGUCUGCUUGCUCACCGGAAAGUUCAUUAUCCCACAGAUUAGUAACCUUGCGAGUAUAUGGUUUCUGUCCCUCUUUCUCUCCAUCUUCGCCACCGGAAUACUCGAGAUGAGGUGGAGCGGCGUCGGAAUAGACGAGUGGUGGAGGAACGAGCAGUUCUGGGUCAUCGGUGGUGUCUCCGCCCACUUAUUCGCCGUCGUACAAGGUCUCCUCAAAGUUCUUGCCGGAAUCGACACCAACUUCACCGUCACAUCAAAAGCCUCCGACGAAGACGGGGACUUUGCGGAGCUCUACCUCUUCAAGUGGACCACCCUCCUCAUACCGCCCACCACCCUCCUCAUAGUCAACAUUGUCGGAGUCGUCGCCGGAAUAUCGUACGCUAUCAACAGCGGGUACCAGUCGUGGGGCCCGCUCUUCGGGAAGCUGUUCUUUGCGUUUUGGGUGAUUGUGCAUCUCUACCCGUUCUUGAAGGGUCUCAUGGGGAGGCAGAACCGAACGCCCACGAUUGUCGUGGUGUGGUCGAUUCUUCUGGCUUCGAUUUUUUCGUUGCUUUGGGUGAGGAUUGAUCCUUUCACCACUAGGGUCACUGGCCCUGAUGUUGAACAGUGUGGAAUUAACUGUUAGAAGGUUUGUUUGGUAAAUUGUGUGCUUGUAUCCACUCACAUCUUGCCUUUUUUUUUUUUUCUUUAUUAAGUUAAGUUUUGUGUAGAGAUAAAGAAAGCAAAAAGUCAUCUUUUUUUGUGGUUUUAUAUUUAUAAGCUGUCACAAGAUUUGUGAGUGGGAAUAAGUACCCUUAUAUUUAUGUUCGUGUAAGGAGUUUCCAAAGAAUUGUAUGUUGAAACUUUUUAUGUAAUAUCUUCCAUCCAUAAAUUUUAUGAAUUAAUUUAUUCA